Messenger RNA from Hermetia illucens (black soldier fly), 1799 nucleotides. RefSeq lists its product as uncharacterized. The transcript has 2 exons. Gene Ontology annotation, cellular component: chitin-based extracellular matrix. Gene Ontology annotation, molecular function: structural constituent of chitin-based larval cuticle. The coding region runs from base 249 to 1577 and encodes 442 amino acids. Lineage: Eukaryota; Metazoa; Arthropoda; Insecta; Diptera; Stratiomyidae. The record is from RefSeq and is a predicted model, not a curated record.
UGAUACGGUGAGCAGCAGCACCAAAACUUCAAUAAUACACCAAGUCGAGCCGAAGAACCUCUUUGCAGAUUUUAGCGACUAUAUAAAUACUAACGCCUUAAAAUCUGGAACGUUAUUUAAAGUUAGGAAGUGAUAGAGAGCGUAAAUCGGUUGAGCAUCCGAGAUUCGGUGUUACUUAAUAAGUUUCGGGUUACCCGCUUAAAUCUUUCGUAUUUUCGGUAUAGAAUUUAUCCGUGAAAUUUGUGACAAUGAAGAUUUUGGUGUUGACAGCGUUUUUGAUGGUUGUACCAUCAAUUUAUGGCGAGAAUAUUUUCUUGGACAAUCUCAAGCCAGAAGAAGCCCAGAAAUACCUUGCAGCUCAUGACUUAACAUUGAAAUACGCACCGAAAAUAGGAGAAGAUCCAUUGCCUGCGACCCGCUCUCACAACGGUGAUUUUAUCUACAGGGGUCGGAAAAUUUCUAAUCCAAGUGAUUACGUUGAAGACACAUAUUUGGCCAAUCAAUUCCAUGGUCAGGAUGGUCUUGGCCGCGCUUUGUUCGGCUACUCUGACUGGAAUCAAGGUCGCGUUGAAGCCAUCAACGGAAAUGGACAUGUACGAGGAACUUACAAGUACGUCGACCCAUAUGGCAAGGACUUCGUUGCUAACUACUGGUCUGAUGGUUUGGGCUUCCACCACGAAGAUAACCGCCCGAAGGUAGUCUUGGAACCGGUCACCGAUACUCCAGCUGUACAACAUGCUCGUGCUGAACACUUCCGUAAGUGGCACGAGGCUGCCGAACAGGCCAGAGCCAGUCCCGAUCCAAACAGUGACUACUAUAACCGUGACGCCAAUCGGUAUGACGAAGAUCAAGAUAAAAUUGAUCAAGCUUUAGAAAUUAUUGGUAGUACUUCUAACCAACACCAAGCUCUUACUAGGUACCCCAACCUUUCCAACCAAAAACCCAUUGUUCCAGACCGUGAUUAUAACCCCGCCUCAUCCCAAGAUUCCGUCACAAUCAGCCGCGAUGAUGGCAAAUACAACCGUAAAUACGAUGCCGAACCAACUGGUCCUCCACAUGGUUUCUACUAUAAUUUCGAUUACCCCGUCUAUCUCCUUCGUAGAGCAAAGGGUGGAAAUGGAGAUCAAUAUGAAUAUGGUGGUGAUUAUGGUUAUGACAGUUCUCAGUUCAAGAGUCAAUAUAAUAGCCAACAAAGCCAACAACAAGGUCAGUUUGCUAAUCAAGGCGGAGCAAGCCAAUUCAAACAAGGACAAUUUGGCAGUCAAGGACUCGGUGGUCAAGGCCAGUUCAGUGCUCAAGGCCAAUUUGGUGCUCAAGGCCAAUUCGGUCAAGGUCAAGGACAAUUCGGUAGUCAAAGCCAAUACAGUCAAUUUUCUAGCCAAGGAGUGAAGAAGUUCGACAACUUCUUCGACAAUAACCAUGCCAAUUAUAAGAGAACUGUUGAAGAACAAGUAGCGAGUCCUGCCUUGAAAGCUUCGGCCGAUCUGACUGAAGCGCGUGUUGAUGCCGUUCAUGAUGCCCAAGUGCAUCCCAAACAAAGAGCCGCCCUUGAUGCCGAAAAAGUGGAAGGACAUUAAACCUGAUUUUUUCCUUGUACAUUCCUAUCCAUAAACUAAAUCCUCUUUUAGAUAUAAGACUAAUUUCUGUGACGACGAAGAUGCGAAAUUUCUUUGUAUAGAAAACGUUUUUCCAUAAAAACAAUUCUAUAUUUUUCGAAGUGUUCUUUGUGCCUUUUUGUAUAUUUAGGGUGAUAAAUUAUACGAUAAUUGAGAUAAUUCGAAUAAACAUAAUUGAAAAGA